CGUUCCUGCCCGCCGAGCGCGACGCGCCCGGCCCGCCGAGCCGUGGUCCGACCAAGGGGGGCGCGGCAGCGCUGCGCCCUCCCCGGGGGGACAGUGGGCGCCUCCUGCCUGCCGCUGGUGCUCGCCCGCCUCGCGGGCCUCCUCGUGAGCACGAGCACCGCCGUCCUUCGCCGUCCGCCGGGCCUCUGCCACCCCCGCCGGCGGCGGGAGGGCCUCGGCCGAGCAGGGAUGCCUCAGCGGCCGCGCCUGCUUCGUCCGGGGAGGCGGCGCGGCCCCCGCUGGACCCCGAGGAGGUGCGCGACAUGCAGCAGUCCUUCCGGCGCAUGCAGGAGGACAUUGCAACGGCAAUGCACGGAACGACCAGGAGCCCGCGGCCAGCCGCCGGGCCGCCCGUGCAGCGCCCGCCCCAGGGCCGGAGGGCGGCAGCGCCCACGCCGCGGCAGGGCCGGGGCGGCGCGACGCCCGGGGGCAGGUCCGAUAGGCACCGAGGCGUGGAGGGCGUCGAGGCGAGCGGCGAGGCGUCGAGGCUCGCCAUUGCACUCAGCGUGUCAGUCGCUUCAAGCGUGCUGAUCCAGGUGCCAACGCUGAUCAGCCAGGAGGACGUGGAGGUUGCCUUCGCGGAGGAGGGCGGCACCAAAGAAUAUCCAGUCGCCCUGGCACAAACUCAGGUCACGUUGUGGAAGAAGUGGAAGCCAGAUAGAGGAGAAUACAAGGCUGCGUUGGCCAAGCUCAAGCAGGCCAAGGCGCAGGUGCUAACUGCCAAGAGUCUGGAGCAGCAGGCGCAGCCAUUAUCGGACCAGUUGUCGGUACAGCGCCAGAAGCUCGAGCCGCAGAAGCAGGAAGCGAUCGAGCUUGUCGACCGCAUUGUCAAGGCAGAGUCCAAGGCCAUCGCCGAUGGACAACCUGUACAUAUUCCAGCAGCUGCGGGGUUGGAUGAUCCCAAGGACGGCAAGACUGCGGCCGUGGACCAGACGCAAGGCCUCGUCCGCUCGGCUGCGGCCUUGGAGCAGAUCGCGGAGGGCGUGGUCAAGGUCCAGGGCGCGUCGGGCCCCGACGCCAAGAUGGCAGGGGCCGCUGCUGCUGGUCUCUCAGAGACCAGUCGGAACUUGUUGGCCACCAUCGGCCAGCUUCAGGACGAUGUGGGUCACCAAGUGCUGGUCGCUGGGGAUUUCAGUCAGGCCCCGUCUAAGCUGACUGAGACUGAGUUUCUGCCCAGGUCCACCAUGUCAGCGAUCGCGCCGCCCACGGCCACAUUCAGGACAGAAGACUAA
Prorocentrum cordatum is the source of this 1271-nucleotide messenger RNA. NCBI's taxonomy places the organism in Eukaryota, Dinophyceae, Prorocentrales, Prorocentraceae. The record is from the annotation of a GenBank genome assembly.